This is a messenger RNA of Brassica oleracea var. oleracea, 1374 nucleotides long. RefSeq names its product tobamovirus multiplication protein 1-like. The record is from RefSeq and is a predicted model, not a curated record. Gene Ontology annotation, cellular component: plant-type vacuole membrane. Lineage: Eukaryota; Viridiplantae; Streptophyta; Magnoliopsida; Brassicales; Brassicaceae. The transcript is spliced from 11 exons. Bases 268 to 1125 code for a protein of 285 amino acids.
AGCUAGAAGCUACAGGCAACCUACACAGUAUCGAAAAAGAUCAAAACGUUUCCAACCGUUGGAUCUUCAUUCUCAUUUCAUCUCUCUCUCUCUGCCAUCUGACCUGUGGGUUUGCAGAUAUUCAAACAAAUCACCCCCAUUUUGCUCGAUUCUCAAAGAGCUGAUUAGGGUUUCUCGAUUUCAAUCGAAAAAUCGUACCUUUCUCUGGAUUGUCGAAUCCGAAGUGUGUAAUCCAUCCCCACCCUGAAAAGAUAGCAGAGGAGCGUGAUGAUGCCUGUGGAGAUGGCGCGAAUCUUCGCGACGGGGAUGGAGAAUUGGUGGGAGGAGGUUAACGAGUCAACUCAGUGGCAAGAUGGGAUCUUCUUCUCUCUCUGUGGAGCUUACGCUCUUGUCUCAGCCAUCGCUCUUGUUCAAUUGGUGAGGAUCCAAAUGAGAGUGCCUGAAUAUGGCUGGACCACUCAGAAGGUCUUUCAUCUUAUGAACUUUGUCGUCAAUGGAGUUCGUGCGGUUCUAUUUGGAUUUCACCAUCAAGUCUUUCUCGUGCAUCCCAAGGCUCUUUGCUGGAUAUUAUUGGAUCUUCCGGGCCUCCUCUUUUUCUCUGCAUACACACUGCUCGUUCUGUUCUGGGCAGAGAUAUAUCACCAGGCGAGAAGCUUACCAACUGAUAAGUUGCGGAUAACUUAUUUCUCAGUCAAUGCUGCUGUAUAUUUGGCUCAGGUUGUAAUCUGGGUAUGCAUCUGGGUAAAUGAUAACAGCACUGUGGAGCUAGUUGGAAAGAUAUUUAUGGCAGUUGUGUCUUUCAUUGCUGCGUUAGGCUUCUUGCUGUAUGGAGGAAGAUUGUUUAUUAUGCUAAGAAGGUUCCCCAUUGAGUCAAAAGGGAGAAGGAAGAAGCUCCAUGAGGUUGGCUCUGUGACAGCCAUAUGCUUCACCUGCUUCCUCAUAAGAUGCAUAGUGGUGGGUGUGUCAGCAUUUGACAGGGAUUUAACGCUGGAUGUGCUUGAUCACCCUGUUCUGAACUUAAUCUACUAUAUGGUGGUAGAAGUACUUCCAUCGGCACUAGUACUCUUCAUUUUGCGUAAGCUACCUCCAAAGAGAGUAUCAGCUCAAUACCAUCCGAUCCAGUAAACUUUUUUUUUUUAACCUGAAGCCAUCACACGGUGAGUCUGAUGAUGUUGCAAGAGAUUGUAAAGAUUCAGUUAAGAAAAUAUGGCCAGGACAAAGAAGUUAUAAGAUUCGCUGGCGGAUGUUCGAUCGUUCUAUUAUGUUUGGUUGGAAAUAAUAACCAAUUGUUUACUUUUUUUUUUUUGGUUUAUUGUCAAAUCUCAGAUGAUACACUGUUCUUCAAUCAUAUUAAACCGAAUAGAGCAUUGGGUA